AAUAAUAAUAAUAAUAACAAUAAAAUGAGGGAGAUUGAAUGGAGCAGGUAUGGAGGAUUAAGAGCUUUGAUUCAUCUAUUGGUGCCACUGUGUGUGCAUUUCGUCGCAGAGGAGAUGACGGUUCCCUUGCUCGUCGACGUUACCACUAAAGCUUUUUGCGAUGAUUCCAAAUCAAAUACUUGCCCUCAGGUCAUCUAUCUCAACGGCUUCCAACAAACGUUUGUUGGGAUAUUCAGGGUGGUGAUGCUUCCUUUCCUGGGCCAACUUGCUGAUGAGUAUGGGCGCAAACCACUGCUCCUCUUUACAAUAUCCGCUAGCAUAUUACCUUUCGCUGUACUAGCUUGGAGUGACUCAAAACAAUAUCUUUAUGCUUACUAUGUGCUCCGGAUGAUUUCACAUAUCAUUAGUCAAGGAAGCCUUUCCUGUAUCUCUGUUGCAUAUGUGGCUGAUGUAGUGGAAGGCAGUAUGAGGACUACAGCAUUUGGAUGGAUUUCAGGUCUUUUCGCUGUUUCAAAUUUCCUGGGAAAUCUGUUGUCCCGUGUUCUUCCUGAAGAUUAUAUUUUUGAGGUGUCCAUACUCCUGUUAGCAUUGUGUCCAGUUUAUUUAAAGCUAUUUCUGGUUGAGACAAUUAAGCCAGCUCCAAGGCAGGAGCAACAUUCAUCUUGUUUGGCUACAAUUAAUAACGUCUUUAAGAAGCAAUACAAAUCUGUGAAGAAUGGUCUAGCUGUGGGUGCUAACAGUGGAACAUUGAAGCGUAUUGCUCUAAUUACGUUCCUUUUUAAGUUAGGAAUGUCUGGCAUCAGCAGUGUCUUAUUGUACUAUCUGAAGUCAGUUUUUGCUUUCGACAAGAAUCAAUUCUCCGAUAUCCUGAUGUUGGUUGGAAUAGGUUCCAUUUUUUCCCAGAUUUUGUUGCUUCCACUUAUAAAUCCUCUGGUGGGAGAGAAAGGAAUUUUGUGCAUCUCUUUGCUUGCAGCAACGGCAUAUGGGUUAUUCAAUGGUUUGGCAUGGGCACCUUGGGUUCCAUUUAUGAGUGCCUCAUUUGAAGUUGUCUAUGUUCUUAUGGAACCAGCUAUUUAUGCUAUUGUUUCAAAGGCUACAAGUUCAACCAAUCAGGGAAAAGCCCAAGGAUUUAUCGCUGCUGUGCAAUCAAGUGCAACUUUGCUAUCACCACUUGCAAUGAGUCCAUUGACGUCAUUGUUCCUAUCAAGCAAGGCCCCGUUUGAUUGCAAAGGUUUCAGUCUAUUGUGUGCAUCACUUUUUAUGGUGUUUGCUUUGUUUUUCGCUUGGCGGCUGAACUUAGACAAUGGAACCUCCACUAGUGAGCCUUGGGACACCAGUGACAACAUCGAAGCACCUCUCCUCUCAUGAUAACUAAUGGCUGAAAAGGUCACUAUGGCAAAAAUUUGCACAGCUUUGCCUACAGAAGUCAACUGCAGAAGUAUUAAGGCCUGGAAGAACUCUUGGAGUUAGUUCUACAUUUGUAUUCUGUGUUGGGUUCAAAAUUUCCACAUCAGUCUUGAGUAUGCAUUGUAAAUCUUUGAUAUGCCUAUAAUGCCAUGUUUUGUAAGUUCUUCUGUGAUAUAUAUAAAGAAAUGAGUUAAUAUAUUUCAACCCUGUUAUUUUGCCUCCCCA
This is a messenger RNA of Telopea speciosissima, 1632 nucleotides long. Its product is annotated as hippocampus abundant transcript-like protein 1. The record is from RefSeq and is a predicted model, not a curated record. Gene Ontology annotation, biological process: transmembrane transport. Gene Ontology annotation, molecular function: transmembrane transporter activity. The coding region runs from base 25 to 1368 and encodes 447 amino acids. Gene Ontology annotation, cellular component: membrane. The transcript has 14 exons. Lineage: Eukaryota; Viridiplantae; Streptophyta; Magnoliopsida; Proteales; Proteaceae.